Clunio marinus is the source of this 405-nucleotide messenger RNA. Lineage: Eukaryota; Metazoa; Arthropoda; Insecta; Diptera; Chironomidae. The record is from the annotation of a GenBank genome assembly.
AUGCGAGUAGUGUUGUUAAUAUUUUUGUUGACUGUUAGCAAAGUAGACGCUAAAAUUCUUCCAAAUAAACUUGAGAAUGUGACGGUGAAAGAUGAGCCAAGAAUUUUCUUCAAGCAAAUAAUGGAAGCUUCCGGCAUUUUUCCAAUCGAGAUUAAUGUUCCUGAUACAAUAUCCGCAAUGAUAAGUGGAAUGAAUUCCAUGUAUGAAAGUAUGUCAACGUACUUUAUCAGCAACGGAAGUCAACAGGAAGAACUAGAACAACAAGUUCGGUUGAAGAAGAGCAAAGUUGAAUUAGGUUCAAGGCCAAGUUCAAAACACCGGCGAAAGAAAUUAAAUAAACGUCGACACAUGAAAGAAAAGAUUUUUUAUAACUUGUUGGAUUUAUUUAAUCUUCUUAUGUUUUGA